CACACACACACACACACACAAACACAGCGAACGGGAGAAAGCGGCAGAGCAAGAGAGAAGGAACGGCAGCAUAACGGAAUAGCAUUAGGCUUCUCGCCACUGUUGAUCAAUGAAAGAAGCCAUGCCUGUCCUCUCAGCGGGAGCAGGGCUGCACGAGACCCUAGCCCUGCUGACGUCACAGCUGCGGCCGGAUGCCAACCAUAAGGAGGAGAUGGUCUUCCUGAAGGACGUCUUCAGCGAGAGGAGUCUGGGAUACCUCAUGAAGAUUCAUGAGAAGCUGCGGCAAUAUGAGCGCCAGAGCCCAACCCCAGUGCUCCACAGCGCCUCCUCCCUGGCCGAAGAUGUAGCAGAAGAGUUGCAGAGUGGACCAAUGAGCGUUGAAGAGAAAGAACUAUUACAGCUGUUGACAUCACCCCAUUUACGUGCCAUGCUCUCAGUACAUGACACGGUGGCUCAGAAGAACUUUGACCCUGUGCUGCCGCCCCUACCAGACGACCUGGAGGAGGAACUGGAGGAGGAGUCCGUCAAGAUAGUCAGACUAGUCAAAAACAAGGAGCCACUGGGGGCGACGAUUCGGCGAGACGAGUCCACGGGAGCGGUCAUGGUGGCACGGGUAAUGAGGGGUGGAGCUGCGGACAGAAGUGGUUUGGUCCAUGUGGGAGAUGAGUUGAGAGAAGUAAACGGUGUCUCUAUCAUCCACAAGCGACCAGAUGAAAUCAGCCAGUUACUGUCCCAGUCCCAGGGCUCCAUCACGCUGAAAAUUAUCCCCGGCAUCAAAGAGGAGGACAGGCUACGAGAUAGCAAGGUUUACGUGAGGGCACUGUUUGAUUACAUCCCUGCAGAGGACAAGGCUACCCCGUGCCAGGAGGCUGGCCUGCCCUUCCAGAGGGGGGACGUGCUGCAGGUGGUGAGCCAGGACGACCAGACCUGGUGGCAGGCCAAGAAGGUGGGGGACAGCAGCCUGCGCGCCGGACUCGUGCCCUCCAAAUUCUUCCAGGAGAGACGGCUGGCCUACAGAAUGAAAAUGGGCACGCUUCACAAUCCAAAGUCCCCUAAAAAGCCUGCUUAUGACCAGGGAUGUGAUAAAGAAGACUGCGACUGUGAGGGUUAUUUCAAUGGACAGUACAUAGUCUCUCAGUCUCCGAAGUGUAAAGCGGUGGCGCCCUCCUGUGGCCAGGUCUUUUCCUGGGAGUUUUACUCAGCUGGCCUGCGGCGCAGUUUCCGCCUGAGUCGGAAGGAACGACAAGGGUCGUCAGGGUCGUCAGACGCCAAUGCCUCAGACAGCAGCGACACAGAAUUCCUCACCUAUGAAGAGGUGACCCGCUAUCAGCACCGCCCUCAUGAAAGGCCGCGCCUGGUCGUUCUCAUAGGCUCUCUUGGAGCUCGCAUCAACGAGUUGAAGCAACGGGUAAUUGCAGAGAACCCUCAUCGCUACGCUGUUGCUGUGCCUCACACGACCAGGCCGAAGAAGAGUCACGAGAAAGAGGGAGUGGAGUACCACUUUGUCACCAAACAGGCGUUUGAUGCUGACGCUCAAAGCAACAAGUUCAUUGAGUACGGCGAGUACAGGGAGAACCAGUAUGGGACCAGCAUCGAGGCCAUCCGCUCAGUCCAGGCCAAGAACAAGAUGUGUCUGGUGGACGUUCAGCCUGAGGCCUUAAAGACACUGCGGACCUCAGAGUUCAAGCCCUAUGUGAUAUUUGUGAAGCCCCGGAUUCCAGAGGGAAGGAGACGGCGCAGUGCAGCCACUUCACCAGGAGGGGGCGAUCAUGGUCGAGUCACGGAGGAGGAGAUGCAGGAGAUGAGGCAGUCGGCGGUGCAGAUCGACCAGCAGUACGGCCACAUGGUGGACCACAUCCUGAUCAAAGAGGACUCGGCCAGCGCCUGCUCGGAGCUGCGGGCCGUCCUGGAGAGGCUGGAGAGGGAGAGCUUCUGGGUGCCUCUGAGCUGGGUGAAGACCUAGUAGUAGCGUCUCUCCAGGACGCCGCUCAUCCCGUCUCGUUAACGUCCCCCCAGCAUGGGCCCUUCCAAGCAGGGGAAGGGAGUACGUCUGUCUCCAUCUCCCUCCCUCUCUCUUCCUCUCUCACUGUCUAGCUGUCUCUGUCUCUCUAUUCCUAGUCCACACUCACUACCCUGGGAUGAGACUGCCACUGUUGAACAUUUUAGCUUGUCUCUCAUCCCACACAACUGCCCUCUUCUUCCUCCCCUUCUGGCUGUGACCCCUGCCCGCAUGGUGGUGCUCCAAGGGGGACCCAAUGGAGCGCUCUCCACAGGGAUUGUGCUGUAGC
Molecule: messenger RNA, 2288 nt
Organism: Engraulis encrasicolus (European anchovy)
Lineage: Eukaryota; Metazoa; Chordata; Actinopteri; Clupeiformes; Engraulidae
Gene: mpp3a
Product: MAGUK p55 scaffold protein 3a
Exons: 20
Coding region: 110-1963 (617 amino acids)
Cellular component (GO): cell-cell junction; plasma membrane
Molecular function (GO): protein binding
Source: RefSeq, a predicted model, not a curated record